Drosophila ficusphila is the source of this 5137-nucleotide messenger RNA. It is a transcript of the gene SCAP, whose product is annotated as sterol regulatory element-binding protein cleavage-activating protein. Gene Ontology annotation, biological process: SREBP signaling pathway. The coding region runs from base 889 to 4716 and encodes 1275 amino acids. The transcript is spliced from 7 exons. The record is from RefSeq and is a predicted model, not a curated record. Lineage: Eukaryota; Metazoa; Arthropoda; Insecta; Diptera; Drosophilidae. Gene Ontology annotation, cellular component: Golgi membrane; endoplasmic reticulum membrane. Gene Ontology annotation, molecular function: sterol binding; protein binding.
UGACUCACGGCGAGCGAGAAUUUUGUUCUAACGUGAGUAACAACGCGCCGCACAGCGAAUUCUGCUGAUUGACGAAAAAAAACGUGCUUGAAGCUAAGUUAUUUAUUUACCAAAUUGAAAAACUCUUUUAACCGUGUUUCCCGGACGCUGCACUGCAGCAGACAGUUCUGCAACACCUCCUUCGGAUUCCUUGUGCACCGCACCAAAAAACGGCAAAUCCGCCUCAGAAAAGUGCGCCUCUAGUGAAUUAUCCGUUUCUCGGGCUUGUGCAAAUGUUAAUUUGAUAACAAUAGACGGCGGCGGUGCCUUAAUUUUAAUAAAAUUAAGAGAGACCGGCGGCAGCAACGUAUGCGUCGCAGAUUUUUUAUAAGAAUAACCUGCAUGUUUAAGCCCGAGUGUGUGUGAGUGAGCAUUAAAGAUGCGAGAAAACGUCAAUUAAUUGCAGCAACAACAACCGCACGGCGCAAAUAACGUGGGGGCAAAAGGUGCGAAUGAAGCGCAAGAAAAAGAAAAAUCAAUAGGAGCAAUAGAAUGCAAAUCGCCGGGGAACAUGUAUCGAUAUAUGGCCCAAGCCCCAAUCCAAGCCAAAACCAAAGUCACCAGGAACCAACGAGUCGGCGCUAUAAAUAAACAAAAAUAAUAUCACAAUAUCGGGGUGGUCCCUCUGCGUCGCCUACGCAGAUGAUGCGUUGCAAACGCCAAGUUGCGUAAUUGCCGCAGCCAAGUGUGCGAAUCCGAAUCCAAAUCCGCGCAAAAACAACAACCGACCAACUCGUAUUUCCCCGUUAAAGCGUUAGAACAAAGUGCGCGCCCAUAGUCUCCUCUCUAACAAGUGUGUGUGUGAGUUAACCUCGGUGUAAGUGUAGGUUUUUUGCCUACAACAACAACAUGGCCGCCGCAACAGAUGGCUCUGCCAGGGCGGCCGCAGCAGCAGCGGCGUCGACGACGCCGAGAACAGCAGCAUCCAACGGCAGCGGUCUAACCGGCAAACCACCCGGACCCGCCGCUUCCUCACCUCCUGCUGCAUCCACCUCCGCUGGACUUCCCGCCUCGGUCUCGCACUUCUACUACAAACACGGCCUCUUCCUGUCCAGCUACCCGACGUGCGCCUCCAGCAUCGCUUUCAUGGCGAUUCUACUUUCAUGCUAUCCGUUAAUCAACAUACCGUUACCGGGGACAAUACCCACCAAGAUUGUGCUGCCCUAUGAAGCAGAGUCUGGGUCUCUCACGGUACACAAUCACAGUGGCUCCACAAUUACGCCGCCCGUCCCCGGAGAUCCCCCGCCAGUCGGACACGCCCAGCCUCUCAAUAGCACUGUUACGGACCGCGGACCACCUCCCCUGUUGCCGUGGGCGCAAAGCAGCCCUGCCUUUUUUUACGUUCAGCAAAUAACGCUCCGAACCUGCGUUCUCCCGUGGACCGAAGGGAUGCAGUUGAUGGAUGCGUUCCGAGCGCCGCUAUACGAAGUUUUUAAAUUACUCGAAAUUGUGCGUAAUCACCAGAGCAGCGAGAACCAGCGCACCCUGGAGCACAAUUGCCUGCAUGUGGAGAACGUGAAGCGCGGGACGCACGGGCAGCUGGAUCAGAUCUUCCCCGAGUACGGCUGCCUGCUGCUCUCGCCAGCCAACCUGUGGACGCAGAAUGCCCAAAACUUCACUCGUGACACCAACAUCCUGAACACGAUAUUCCAGUACCAUAAUCUGCAAAAGUCGAAAGUUUCCGUCGCGGAAAUGCUUUUUGGCGUACCCAUGCAAGACACGGGCUUUAAGCGUUAUCCCUUGCGCGCUCGUUCGCGGAUCAUACAGUACGCCCUUACAUUGGUCCUCAAGCACAACGAUGUGGAGUACCUGGAAACGCUUAAGGAAAAGCUGCAGCGACACUACCCGCCGCUGCCAAUGGCUUCGUCAGCAAGCGCAUCCGCGGAGGAGCCAUCGACGGUUACGUACAUAUUCUACCCGGGAGAGUACAGGAUGUGGGAGUUGGUCCCUUACACGGUGGCCUUUAUGCUUGUAUUUGCGUACGUCUACUUCUCGGUCCGUAAAAUCGACGUGUUUCGCUCCCGCUUUUUGCUGGCCCUGUGCAGCGUGAUCACCACGGCCGGGAGUUUGGCCAUGUCCCUGGGCUUGUGCUUCUUCUUCGGCCUGACAAUAUCACUGCAGUCAAAGGACAUAUUUCCUUAUCUGGUCAUCUUGGUGGGACUAGAAAACAGCUUGGUGAUUACGAAGAGUGUAGUGUCCAUGGACGAAACGUUCGACGUAAAAAUCCGCGUGGCGCAAGCCCUUAGCAAGGAGGGCUGGCACAUCUCCAAGACACUGCUGACGGAGAUCACAAUUCUGACCAUUGGCCUCGCCACCUUCGUGCCAGUCAUCCAGGAGUUUUGUAUCUUUGCCAUAGUGGGCCUGCUCUCGGACUUUAUGCUGCAAAUGCUGCUCUUCUCCACUAUCCUGGCCAUGAACAUUAAGCGUGCGGAGUACACGACGGAGGCCAAGCACCUUCCCAAGAUGCUGCUGAGCUGCACCCAGGGAGCGGGUCGCCACGAUUUUCGCUUUUUUGGUGCCGCCGCAACGGUGCCACCUUUUGUGCCGGGCACCUUUCAGCGCUCGCAGUCGCACCCAAAGCUGUGUUUUGCAGACUCCGCUUCUGUAAACGAUCGGACCAGCUUGGGUAACGGCCACUCGCCGCAGGAACAGCGAAUCCCGAAGCGAAUUAAGAUUGUGAACUUUUGGGCGCGCACCCGUUUCUUUCAGCGAGCCUUCAUGAUAUGGAUGAUUGUGUGGAUUUGCUCCAUAGUGUACAACUCGGGGUGCCUGGAGCAGCUGUUUAGCAUGCAGAGCAACGGCACGAUGACGGCAACCCUUGAGCUGCAGAGGCGCCUACAGGCAGGUCGUGGAGCCGUCAGCAGCUUUUUUGAGGGAUGGCAGGCUGACUGGCAGCGGGCGGCGACUAGUGCUCCCAGUAGCAGCGGGCAUUCGACUCCACUACAAGCUCCUAUCGAGAACGAUGUCAACGAUACGGCCGACGAAAUGCUGCGCCUGCGCUACCCAAACUUUGACUUGAACUAUUUUCUCUCGAAUUUCCACUGGUCCACAAUUAUGAAGCAAUACAAUGUCUCGCUGAGCGGGCACUACGUAACCCUGCUGCCAACGAUUCGGCUCAGCCAUGCCAUAGCGCCAGAGUUAGCCACGCUGCUGCGUAAUCCGCAGGAGCAGCUGCAGCAGAACUUUCAGUGGAAGGCCUUGGCAGCUGCCCUCGACCCUCUUGACUUUAACGAUGACGACGUGCGUCGCGAGUCCCCGAUGGUUAUGCCCGGCGGGAUGCCCCUGGUUCCCAAGAGCCCUAUGGAAAUAUUUUUCGCCAUCCUUUUGUGCUGCAUCAGCAUAUUCGUGCUCUGCUACACGAUGGUGGUUUUCUACCGCUGCAUCUGCACUAGAAACUAUGCCGAGUGGCGCUCCAGUUGGCACGAGUCCGAGGCGCCGUACAAGCAGACUGAGCAGAUUCUUGAGGGUGUGCCCACGCAGAUCGCCGGCCACAAACACCGCAUUGAGUGCCUGGUCUCGGAUGGUGCCUACAUCAUUAGCUGCUGUCUUAAGGGCCAAAUCCGGGUGUGGGACGCACGCAGUGGCGAGCGGUUAACGAACAUCGCCCGCUCCGACAUCCAGAUAUCUCAGCCGCGCCCGGAUGGCCAGACGCUGGUAAGAAAGCUGGCCGUGUCACCGGUGUGGUGUCUGGACUAUUUUGACAACCUCAUCGCCGUGGGCUGUGCCAACGGGCGCGUUGAGUUGUGGGAGUCGCCUGCCGGACUACUUAAGUGCGCCUACCAGGAAGACGCCAAGAGGAACCAGGGAAUAACCCACAUUCACCUUAACGGCGAUCGCGUAAUUGUCGCUCGUCUGAACGGGCGACUGGACUUCUAUCGCUUAGAAACUUACUACAAGGGAAAACAGAUCGACUGGGGCUUUACCUCGGCCUACAGACGCACUCAUGUGCGAACUGGAUCCACAGGAAGUUUGGGCCUAAUAAUGCAGCAGCAGCGCUGCCAGCAGGAUGCCACUCAGAAGACCACAAAGGAGGAGAUGAAAAUCACGUUGGAGGGCGUCCGGCUAGCCCAUCAGCAACCAAUCACCUGCAUGCAGGUGGUUAAUGACAUGGUCUUCACAGGCAGCCAGGAUCACACACUCAAGGUCUAUUGUCUUAACAAGUCGGAUGUGGAGUAUACGUUGCACGGUCACUGUGGACCUGUGACCUGCCUAUUCGUGGACCGCUGGCAACCGGGCACCGGGGGCUCCGGCUCCCAAGAUGGGCUACUCUGCGUGUGGGAUUUGUUCACGGGCGCAUGCAUGUAUAACAUCCAGGCCCACGACGGCGCCGUCAGCUGUUUAGCCUGCGCCCCCAGCUAUGUGAUCUCCCUAGGUACGGACGAACGAAUCUGCGUGUGGGAGCGAUUCCAGGGCAACCUUCUGACCACAAUCAACAUUUCCAACGCGUACUCGAGUCUUUUGAUGCUAACACCGUCGCUUUUGGUGACCAGCAAAAUGGGAUCUCUUAUUGUGUGGGAUGUGCGAACUGGACAGCCGGCCCGCGAAGUCAAACUUGAUUUUGCCAACCUGCAACUCUGCCCUAAAAUUAUGAUGCUUGCCUGCGAUUCAGUAGUUUGCGACUAUGGAAAUGAGAUCCGCGUCGUACGCUUUCCUAUCGUAGCUGACAAGUGUCACUAAAGUGCAGGAGAAGAUGAAUUUUCACCCUCUAGCACCUAAAAAUAAGUUGACUCUCGGCUCUGAACCGCCUCGAAGCCACUGACGCAUUCACUAAUUUAUACAUUGCUGUCGCUCGCAGCAGUUUACUAUUUAAACAGAUGAAGUGUGCACAGCCUUCGCUAAACUUUCGUUUUAAUUUUUGGACACUGAGUGUAACAGCCGCCCGCUGAAAUAUAGGUAGGUUAAGGAACUAAACUAAAUGAAGAGAUGUACACACAUAUAUUUUCGCGUAACUAUAUUAACUACAUAGUGUCUUAAAGCGCCUCAGCAUAACAUAAAAUGACUACAAUUUUAAAUUUAAAAAUAUAUUUAUUAGAGUCACCUACGCUUAAUUUUCUAUACGAAAAGUAAAAUUUUUAAACAUCUUAUUGUUAUUAUUGAA